GUACAAUUUUUUUCGCGAUGUUACUACAUACUUGUCUACAUAAUGUUAAUGCGUUAAAUUUGCAAUGUAAUGGUGAAUCAGAACUUAUUUGUGUGAUGUAAAAAAUUGUAAAAUGUAACAUAAUCAUCAUUACAUUGCUAUACUUAGUACACGUAUCUUGGUGCGGAGGUGAUUUGCGUUUUUCGUGUUAUUUUUCUUUUGAAAAUCAUAAUGUAUAAAAACAUAAAGUUUCAAAAAGAUAAUCAAAAGCUUAAACUUUUACCAUACGGAGAUGAACUUGAUGAAGAAGCUUACGAGCAGCUCAGACAGCUCAAGACAUACUUUGGAUCUUCGAUUUUACUCAGAGAACCUCGACAGUAUCUCAUCUACUGGAAUGCCAGAUUGCUGUGGUACGUUCAUCUGUACGGAUUAAAAUUCACAAAGGAAGACCAUGUCUUAUUCAUACAAAUUCUAUACGAAAUGGCAACUCGGGCUGAUGUCUCCCUGGAUGUCAUACCCGAUUACAAUUCAUCUGUGCAUACGAUGUUAUGUACUCUGCUGAGAAAAAGAAGACUUCUUGUUCCAGGAGAAGAUCUAACCCUACCGUGGAGACCAUUGUAUAAUAUCUGUAAAAGAAUAUUCUGGUGUAGUCAAAUAAAACAAGCGAUUAUGUCCAUUAAUCCGAAUGUGAAGUACGAUUUGGAACUGAUCGUUAAUACAGUCCGAUACUAUUUCCCACCAGAAUCGACGAAAGAAAUAUUGGAAGAACUAAGACCAUAUCUUUGUCCAUUUGACACAAAGGCAAUGAAAUUUGGAAUUCACAUGUUGAGCUUAUUUCUACCUUUGAGCAAUCGACCAGAAUUAGCCGACGUAACUCAUAAUUUAUGGUUUGAAGAACUAAUGCAAAUAUGGGAUGUUUGCAGUAAUAAUUGUUUCUUUUGGGAAGAUCAUAUUUUACACUUGAUAUCUACCUUGGCUUGGGUCAACGUUGGACGUAUCGAUUGGGAGAAAUAUAUGCCAAUCAUGUACUCGCGUUUUCUAAAAGUUUUCAAGCUGCCGGUUCAUUACAAAAAAACUAGUUCUUUGAAGCUGUCUAAAGUUUCCGAAGAAUCAGCUGCUUCUUGGAUUGUGUCGACGCUAGGCGGAGAAAGUAAAAGCCAAGAUUAUUUAGAGCAGCUAUUGAAAAUUCUUGAAUCAUAUUGCCAUCCGGCCAAUACAGGGUAUUGGGUUUCUAUUAUAAAAUCAUUUUUGAAGAAACUCGUCCGAAAUUUCGUCUUACGAGUUAAAAGAGAACGAUUCGCUAAACCAUCUUGGGACAAUAAUAUUCCACCGGAGAAGAAACUCACCGAUGAAGAUAUACGCAGAUUUGUCGUUAGUGUACAAUCUGUUGCCAUGCAGGCGGUAUUUUCUCCUUCGACUGUGAUGAAUUUCGCUGUAAUAUUCAACGAUCUGGCCACUCUCAGACCAGAUAUCGUGGUGCCUCCAUUACUCGACACAUUUUACGCUACCGUGGAUUCUUUAACCGAACCUUAUAAGUUGAUAUCUGCUUUGCAAAGCAUAUGUGGUGUGGCUAGACCGAUGCUUAGUGGCGGAUUAAACUGUACUUACGAAGGGGGUAAAAACCACGUGAUUCCAUUACUGUUCGCUAUUCUACCUGGAAUCGAUCCUAAUGACAUGAGGAAGUCGAUUAUCGCGCUACAGCUCAUUUGUACAUUUUCAAAUAUGAUUCCCUUGGUUGACUGCUCGUCAGCUUCAUCUCAUUAUUCGGAUCUCACUCCGGAAGAAGAAGAACUAGCUAGUGCUACGUCUCAGUUUGAAGAAUUUGUCUUACAAUUUUUCGACCGCAUAUUUUUACUUAUUGAAAGUAUAGUCCAGGAAAACGUAAGAAUAGAAAAUAACAUCGGCGAUGAUCGUAAUAAAGACGAGCAAAGCGUGUAUGAUAUUAUGUGGCUUUCAUGUCAUUCCCUUGUUGGCCAGUUAUCCAGUUCUAUUUUCAUGGAAGCUUUAAAAAAAUUGUAUAACUAUUCUAUCACGAAAAUUUUCGAGAGAGAAGUCGCUGGCCAAGCUAUUGCUUCUAUGAUAAGAGCAUUUGCCAAAGUUAAUGGCGAAGAAACUUUCAAAUUAUUUUUGCCCAAUCUUUGUUCAUUCGUUAUUGAACAAGGAAAAAAUCAAGAUUUGAAAAAUGAAGAGAUAUUAGAUGACGAAUUGCUUUAUAAAAUGAUGCUCGUUUCUGAGAUUGUAUUAGCUUCGCCGAACGCCAUAAAACCAUAUCUUCCGAUGUUGCAAGAAAUGUUGGAUUUAACGUUGCAUUUGAAAUGCAAAGAAGGCUAUGAAAUCAGUACUAGAUUAUUGGCUCAGUUGUUGAUUUUGUUCAGCACAACAUAUCCUACCGAGUAUCGCAGCAGCACCACAUCGUACGAUGAUAUUUCCGAAAAUUUACCUUUGAAGGAGUGGGGUAAAACCACCGGUAUAAAUAAUUUGAAUAUUAAAUGGUACACUCCUUCGGAAGAAGAAAUCAGCAUAGUUGAACAAAUUUUCUGGAAAUAUUUAAUGCCGGAAUUGGAAACUAUUGAUAAAUAUGUAAAUAACGAAAUAGAAUUAUCCAGAGAAAACUUGAGAGCUACGCUAACGAUCAUUUUCUCGCUGUUCUCCUGCAGCACUUUGUUGGAUCCUUGGAGAGACGAGCCACCAUUGAAAUUAUCCGAAUCCCAAUUACCAGUUUGCCCCAUGACUUUGAAACUGGGAGUGAAACGAUAUAUAAGAAUGCCCGAUGGCUCCAACGUUUACAAGGUCUUGAUGGAAAAAAUGGCUCUCUUACAGAACAAGCUUCUUAAAGAAUCCGAUGACACCAUUUCGUUCAUAUUAUUAAUUAAUAUCUGGUCAGACCUUCUGUACUAUGAUGAAUCGCUGGAAUCCGAUUAUAAAGUUCACAAAGACGGUAUCAAGAUGCCCAAGAUGUUCUUUGAAAAUCGUCUAAUUCCUUCAAAACGUAACGUACGUUUCAUGCUGAUCGAAGAAAUGGCUUUGAAACACAUGUUUCGAUGUAAACAUACCGAACAUGUUUUCACCGAAUCGCAUAAGAUAGCCAUAAUGAAAAUAUUAGAGCUGGCGACCAGUGAUUAUAAACCGGUGCAAUCCAAAGCUCAGAAAGUGCUUCAUAAAAUGUUACGAGUUUAUUACGAAUUACCUUUCGUCAUUAAGGACCAAAUUGUGGAAAAUUUGAAAGGAGAAAAUAAAUUUUCCGAAAAGUACAAGAGUACCUUGGCGAUACUCAAAGGUCAGAGGAGAAAGGAAUGGCCAAUGUUGUUACAAUCUAUGGAUACUUUGCAAGAUAUUUUACCGGCUUUAGUGAACAGUGUUCCGAAUGAAGAACCGGCUGUGGUUAAAUUGCUAAGCGAUGUGACAGAUACCAUAGUAAACAACGUUUGUCGAUUCUCCUUGAAGAUGCAGAUGCCGAACGAAGUUGUUGAAAAAGCUAAAGAAUUAUGGUCUCAUUCCGAAAUCGAAAUGUUACACGAGUUGCCCUCCGAUGAACAGAUUCAAAAAGGCUCCGAUAGAUUGCAGAAAGAAAACUCAAAAGUUACGGAGAGCUAUUUAAAGUUAUUGAAAUCCAUGCUAGAGGCAGCUGAAUCCAAAACUUUACAUUGGAGAUACGAAUUGAUGGCUGUGUCAUUCUUAGCGUUAUUUUUAUCUCCGGAGGAACCUAUACCCGUAGAGAUUGUCAGAUUUUUCCUUAAAUUAUUGCUACACGACUCCGUAAUUUUACGAAAGAUGGCUAUUAAAUGUGUCGUAUGCAUUAUGAAAAUUACUAAACGUAAAGCUGUUCGUGAGAAAGUAAACCCAUUCGCAAUUAAAAAUAGCCAAGGCGAUUCCUCUGUACCGACGAAACCAGGUCCUCGACCUGAUAAUUCGUGGUGUCUUUAUCAUGAAAAUAAUGUUCCCAAAAAUGAAACUGAAUGGAACGAAGCUCGGUAUACUUACUCGUGUUAUAUCGGAUAUUAUUGUUGGCCCAAAGAAUUGUAUUUACAUUCCUCAUCAGCGACCCAGCCGAUGAAUACGUUGAAAGAUGAUGAAUUUACUGCGGUAAAUAAAGAAGUAGAUGCAUUUUUCCGAGACACUAACAAUAUUGAUAAAUUGAUAAAAUACCUGUCGUUAGAAGAAAGCAAAGGGCAACCUCUGAAAUACUUUCAGAUCGCUUUAUUCAAAUAUAUAUUUAAAGUACACGGAGAUCGAUAUUUUGAAAUACUGAAACCGCACGUCGAAAGAUUGGCAGAUGAUCAGCAAGAUGGUUGUCAAAGAUGCGCAGCUGAAAUGCUGGCUGGUAUUAUUCAAGGGACGAAAUUAUGGCCCUAUGAAAAAUCCCAAUGUGUGACUAAAUGGUGUGCCGAUUUAUUGAAAAAAUCCCUCGAUAACGUAACUGUAGAGACGCAGAAAAAUUGGGGUACUGCGAUAGCAUCAGCUUUAUAUAACUGUGAUGUGAAUAAAAGUCACCAUUUAUUGGAAGCUUUAAUGGAUGCGCCGAUAAAAGGAGAUGCUUCAUUUAAAGACUGCGGACGAUUAUUCUCCUUGCAAGGAGGUGGCAUGUAUUCGUGGCGUUUAGGACAUUUAUGGACCAGAUUAUUAGAAGAUAUUAAACCACAUCUUGCUAAUCAGUACCAAAACCUUAGAGAACGUUUGGGAUCAGUUCUAGUUUCUAUUUUUGAGACUGACGUCGAAACCGAUAAUUGGAACAGAACGUGUUCGCCUCGCGCUUCUGAAUUCAUCGAGUACUUGUUGCCCAGAUUGGAAAUUUUGUACAGCGUUGCUCCCAAUAGCAAAGCUAACCCAGUGUAUUAUUCUCGACGAAUUAAAUUUCCAAAACGUGACGAAAAUGGCACCCCGAAUGGAGAUGAAAUGGAUAUCGAUAGCGAUAAAGAAAUCCAAGAAGCUAUACAACUCUUGAAAACUGUUUGCAAAUGGUGCACUUAUUCUAUCCAACGAUGCGUUUACCAAAUGAAACCAGAGUUUUUCAAAAUCUGUCCGUUAGUUUGCUACAUGGAAAAUUACGACAACGAUGACGAGCUGAAAGAAAUCUGCAAAGGUACCUUGUCUCUAAUGAGUUUUAGCAUCGUUCAUCCUCAAGACGUUCCCAUUUUUAUCGAAGCUAUCGAAAAGGUUUCACAAAGUAACAGUUGGUGUACCAAAUGUACAGGGCUAGAUUUUCUGCAAGUUUUCGUUUUCCAUAACGUGUUUAUUAUUUCAACUCGUCAAGAAUGGAUUACUCGAAUUUUAAUCAUUCUCGGAACUCUAUUAGAAGACGACCGAUGCGAAGUACGUCAAAAAGCUGGCGAAGUUAUUAGCGGAUUCAUACAUUACAAUAUCAUCAAAGAAACUCAAGAAUUACUUGAUAAAUUCAAAAAAAUGCGUAAAAAACCUCUGAACAAGAAAAGUAACAUAAAUAUUCGACAUGCCGGAGUAAUUGGCUUAUGUUCGUUCAUAAAUGCCCAUCCUUACACUGUUCCUCCCGAAGUACCUGAACUUUUCGUCGAAAUUGGAGAUCAUCUCGGCGAUCCCGAACCGAUUCCGAGUACUAUUCGUAAAACACUGGGUAACUUUAAACGAACUCAUUAUGCCGAUUGGAAUUUUCUCAAGACUCAGUUUACUGCAGAUCAAAUGGAUGUUUUUAUUGACAUAAGUGUUCCACCUAAUCACUACGCUUGAUAACAUAAAUUUUUUUCAGUGGGUUAUAUUUCUAUCUUCCUUUUUUUCCCUUCAUUUUUCUUUUAUCAUUGUUACCUCGUUAAGUCGCUCGUUGAAUUUUAUUGAAUUAGUUUUAUGUAUAAACAUUUUUCCCCGUUCGUUGUAACACCCCACGUUGUAAUUUGAUAAGUAGUUUGUAAUUGUGUGUACGUUUUAUUCCUCCCUUCUCCGUGUCUCCCACCUUAUUGCCUCUUAGUGAAUGUGGUUUAUGGGUUUUGUUUGUAUUCGUAAGUAUUUUUUAUUGAAGAAUACAUUAAAUUUUCAUUUUUUAA
Planococcus citri (citrus mealybug) is the source of this 5990-nucleotide messenger RNA. Its product is annotated as proteasome activator complex subunit 4-like. The transcript is spliced from 35 exons. The coding region runs from base 211 to 5679 and encodes 1822 amino acids. The record is from RefSeq and is a predicted model, not a curated record. Gene Ontology annotation, biological process: proteasomal ubiquitin-independent protein catabolic process. Lineage: Eukaryota; Metazoa; Arthropoda; Insecta; Hemiptera; Pseudococcidae. Gene Ontology annotation, molecular function: proteasome binding; peptidase activator activity. Gene Ontology annotation, cellular component: cytosol; nucleus.